Messenger RNA from Cadophora gregata, 1783 nucleotides. RefSeq lists its product as uncharacterized. Lineage: Eukaryota; Fungi; Ascomycota; Leotiomycetes; Helotiales; Ploettnerulaceae. Gene Ontology annotation, molecular function: threonine-tRNA ligase activity; ATP binding. Bases 50 to 1738 code for a protein of 562 amino acids. The transcript has a single exon. Gene Ontology annotation, cellular component: cytoplasm. Gene Ontology annotation, biological process: threonyl-tRNA aminoacylation. The record is from RefSeq and is a predicted model, not a curated record.
ACUUGAGAUAAAUAUUUGGAGCCGUGUCUGGCUGUCCAAUGCCAUCGCCAUGAUGCGCUCUUCACGGGCUCUGCGCCUAUUACAGAUCAGAACAAGGCCAUCACAUGCUGUUUAUCGCGCUCCACGACUGCAGUCAACACGCAAUGGCUAUUGUACCGUGUGCGAGGCCACGGCGGGGAAGGACGCAGCCAAGUCAACAACCAAUCCUCCAGCUUCCCUCGCAGACCAUCGCCAGCUAGGAGUCGAGCAAGAGCUAUUCACUACUUCAGUCUACAGUCCUGGAUCCCCGUUAUUUCUCCCAAAUGGUGCCAAACUAUUCAACAGAUUAACGAAUUUCCUUCGAGCUCAAUACGACCAUUUCGGUUUUCAAGAAGUCAUUACACCGACUAUAUAUAAGAAGUCGCUAUGGGAGAAGUCAGGACACUGGGAUAACUAUGCAGAUGAUAUGUAUUCGGUAACUGGUCGCGGAGCGUCAGGAGAAAAAGAAGGUCGACAAGUGGGAGAAGAUGAGGAGUAUGGGCUGAAGCCUAUGAACUGUCCAGGACAUUGCCUCAUAUUUGCAUCGAAGCAAAGAAGCUACCGCGAUCUGCCAAUACGAUAUGCAGACUUCAGCCCCUUGCAUCGGAAUGAGGUUCAUGGCGCAUUGAGCGGGUUGACGAGAGUCCGGAGAUUUCACCAGGACGAUGGACAUAUUUUCUGCCGACCAUCUCAAAUCCGCCAGGAGAUCUCGAGUACGCUAGAAUUCAUCAAGAUGACUUAUGGAGUGUUUGGGCUGGGUCCAUACCGUCUGGCUCUUUCGACGAGGCCAGCAGAUCAUUUCAUUGGAACAGUCGAGGAAUGGGAUAAUGCCGAAGCAGCUUUAAGGGAAUCUCUGGAUGCUAGUGGGCAAGCGUGGACUGUCAAUGAAGGCGACGGGGCCUUUUAUGGACCAAAGAUUGAUGUCAUCUUGAAGGACUCGGAUGGAAAGGAGCACCAAACUGCCACGAUCCAACUCGAUUUCCAGUUACCAAAGCGCUUUGAGCUGGAAUACCAAGCACCCGCUCCAGAAUUUGAGCAAAAGGGAGAGUCGACAACUGACCACGCCCUCCUUAAUGUACAGGGACCAGUAACACCGGUGUUGAUCCACCGAGCAGUGCUCGGUUCCGUGGAGAGAAUAAUGGCUCUUUUGAUCGAACAUCACAACGGCCAUUGGCCAUUCUGGCUAAAUCCUCGACAGGUGAUGAUCAUCACGGUGAACGACAGCCAGGCUGUGGUGGAAUAUGCUCAAAAAUACAAGAGGUCUAUCCAGGGCAUAGGAUUAUCAAAUCGUGCGCCCAAUGGCUCCCUGGUCAUGAGAGCCCCAGACCGGAUUUCAGUCGACAUAGACGAUAGUCCUCGUUCAGUACAAAAGAAGAUCCGUGAAGCGAAGCAGAAACGCUAUUCUGUCAUCGCUGUGGUCGGCGAGAAAGACAUCGAGACAGGUUGUGUCGUUGUUGACCUCACGGGCAUUCCAAAAGCCGAAGAAUGGAUGCCCAAGCAUCCAGCCUUGAGACGUGCCGCAUCCACACAUACGGCAAUCUCAAAAAAGCCGAAAGAUGGGUCCGUAAUAAGGGGCGUCCACAAAGAUUUUGACAUGGAGAAGUCGGUCAAACGUCCGUUGAGCCAUCCUAACCUGGCACCAGAGCAGUUGAAGAGCCUACCAAUCUCGGCAAUGGAGUUGGGUAAGUUUCUGGGCGAUAUGGCAACACAACACAGAUAGUACACGAAGAUUUAUGCCGUUGUAAAAUACUAAAUAGAUGUACAU